UCCGUGGUCCUGAAAAAAAUCACGCUCCGCAUUCAUCUCUCAACAAGACCGAUCGAAGUGUAUUUCUAAUCAUUCUUGUGGGAAGCAAACUUACUUUAACUCAAGUUUUAAAUGAACUUAAGGAUAGCGGUUGUUUCCAAACCUCAUCCAAGAAGCACACGGUUUUGAGUUCCAGCUAAUUUGUUCGGGAAAUCAGGUGCUCCCCUCUCCCCCAUCCUGUCCUCUCUGCAUGGUCAUGUUCUGCUGUUGCUACCCCUCCAGCACCUCAGCUCUCCUGUUAGUCCUCCUCAGCCUCACCCCCCUGCUGGCCCUGGCUGCCCCUGCACUUCAGCAGAGAUCUUCAGUCAGCAGCAGCAUCGAUGAGGCUCUCAACAUGGCAAAAGAGGACCCGGGGGCAGCAGAAGGGGCUGCUUGGACACAUAGGAAAGUGGACAGCCUGCUCCAGAAACCCUUGGGACAGGAACAUGUCUCAGAUAUGGACUCUGCCAGUUCUCUAGCCUCGGUUCUGCUUGAGGCUCUUGACCACCCAGUUAGAGAGAAGAUGACCCAGGGGGAAUCUGAAGAAGGACUCGCGAUAGAGGCAACAAGGAAUCAGGGAGACCUUGAGCAGGACACAGAAAAAUUGUCAGAGGUAUUACAGCAAGGGGAGGAAAAUUGGGGACAAGAAAAGCCAAAGGAUGAAAGUGAGAAUGUGAAGGAGGACAAAGUGAAUACGGCUGGAGGAACCGAUGGACAGAGUCAGUCUGACAUUGCCAACCCCCUCCAGCGCAAAACCAGGGGCUAUUUCCAAAAUAUUGACCUCGGACUGCAAGACAAUGAGAUCCUCCCGCCUCUAAAAGGCUAUAAAGCCUAUAACCAGCAACUGGCCCAGGCGACCAAGAAGCUUAAGUGGCAGGAGGAGCAAACGAGAAACCCAACCCAGCUUGACAGAAACUUCAUGGAUGAUUUCGAUUUUGUGGAAGAGGAGGAGGAGAUUCUGACCCGCAAGGAGGAGGAGGCACGGGCACGGGAAGAGCAGGAGGAGGUGAGGCGACAGGAGGCAGAGGCCCAGGAGGCGCGUGAGGAGGAGCAGAGAUUGGCAGACAUCGCCUCUGACAUGCUUCUGGACUACAUGGGCAGGAAGCAGAAAGCAUCAUCCUACAUGAGAGACAUGAAGGAGGCAGCUCUUCUAAACAAUGUGGCUGAGGACAAGCGCUCAAACGAGCUGGAGGAUAAUGAUGACGAUGAUGAGAUGGAUCCCCAGACCAUCGACAAGUUGAUAGAAAUUUCCAGCAAGCUGCACUUGCCUGCUGACGAUGUGGUCGAAAUAAUCAGCGAUGUUCAGGAGAAGAAGAAAAAGAGGAAGGAUUUACCUCCGAGCAACACCCCUCGUUUCCGCCCUUUAGUUCCUCUCAAAGCAAAGCCGAGGCCUCAGGCAUAUCAAUAUCCCAAGCCUCCUAAGAAAUCCUCUUAUACAGUCGAUCCAAAUAAGAAAUGGUACAAGGAGAAAAACAAAGGCAAGGUCAGCAAGCAGGACUACUGGUUUAAGCCGCAGAAACAGUUUCUGGCCUAUCCUUCAUUCCCCUAUUAUCAGAAGCCAUAUCGAGCCUAUUACCCGGUCUUCUUCCCGCCCCCCAAACCACGGUUCUAUACAAAUCCUGCUCUGUCAUUUGACUACAACUUUGGGGGCUCCAUGGGGUAUGGUCUGAAGCCUCCAAACCGUAGGCACAGAGACAGGCCUAAGGCCAGGGACUGGAAAUGGGCACAAGCCCCGCAACGCUCCCAGAGCCCCUACCCACAACCAGACACUGUCAUAUCUAAUUACAUUCUCCCCCAUCCCCGAACUUACCAGGCUCUCCCCAUGCCUAAACCACGUUCUCCUCCAAGCGGGAGAGUACCUUCUUACAUCUACCCACCAGACUAUGUGUACGAUGAACAGUAUCCACAACAGAAUAAUGAAGAACAACAGAACAACAUCAAUAAGAAUAAUUACAACAAUAGUAUAUUAUAUUAA
Messenger RNA from Cyprinus carpio (common carp), 1993 nucleotides. RefSeq lists its product as uncharacterized. Gene Ontology annotation, molecular function: neuropeptide hormone activity. The record is from RefSeq and is a predicted model, not a curated record. Lineage: Eukaryota; Metazoa; Chordata; Actinopteri; Cypriniformes; Cyprinidae.